AUCAGGAGGCAAUUUCUAUGCAGGGGAGAGGAUAUAAGUAUAUGUUACAUCCUUUUACCUGGAAAAAAGUUCCUCAAAAUAAGAUUUGCAUUUGACUGGCCACCCUUCUGACGAGGACAGGCGAAAGUGUCCGAAACACAGGCAUCAGUAUCUGUGUAAAGGGUUCACUGUAGCUGAGAACGAACCAAGAUGGAUUUCAUCUUUAUCAUGUUAACGUUGAAGAUUAUAUUACUGAGCUGUCCUGAAAACAUUUCAUGUUUACAAUUUCGGAGGGCAGCUAUACGGGCAUGCAAUCAUUCCCUUGAAAGUGUCAAAGAGGGCCUUGGUUGUCCAAGAAACAAAUCUGAAUGGGAAAAACGAGCACAAGAGAUGCAGUGUGAAACGUAUUCUCAGAACUGCACAGAUAAGUCGUCUUUCGUGUACCAUUGCCUUAUCAAUCCGUGGUCUAAUGGCACAAUAGAAGUAUGCGCACCAAGGAUAAAAAUUUUUGGUAAAAAAUGCACUGAAUUCAACAUCGGUGGCGCACGUGUACAAACACACUAUAAAAAAACGUGUCAAUCAUGCCCACGCAGGUAUUAUUCUUCAGAGAGCUACAAAUAUCACGAAUGUUAUAAAUUGGUUGAGAUUGUGGAGUUACCCAUGACGCAAGAGUCUUCUUCAAAUGUUUUUACAUCUAUGACCAUCAAAGGAAAAGUACAAGACAUCUUUAAUACUACGAACCAAACAUCAAAAACUGACUUUGGAUAUGAAAAGCAGAAGACCUUACUUGCAAUCCUGAUACCUAUGUGUGCAUUUUCUAUAAUUGUUCUCCUUUUCCUAUUUCUGAAGAAAGAGAAUGCAAGUGGAAACAAGAAAUCUAUAGAAGAUAGAGAAAAUGGCAUUUCAAAUGAAAGUGAUGGCGAAAUGGCUUUUACUUUAAAAGGAGAAAAUAAAGAAGUUCAAAACCCUCUUGAAAUGAAAACAGACUUCUUGAAAUGUCUUUGCAAGAUAGUGGACUGUGAAAAAGGAAUGGAUGGUUUAAAGGAAAAAAUUCGUCAUUCGCCAUAUUAUGAUAAAUAUGCUGAAUACCUUACCGAGAAAACCUCCCCAGUAUUGAGCGUUACAGGAAACUGGCGUGAAGACAUCGGUAUUCAAGCUGCUGCAGAUAUAUUCAACAUCAAAAUAUAUGUAGUUCACACUCAUAUGCAAGAAAGAAAAAAGACUACUAUCUUUCUUCCAAAGGACAUUGCUGCUGAAAGAUGGAUGAAAAUUUCAGUGGAAAAGGAAUUUCAAUAUACUUAUCUAUCAGAUUGUGACACUUGUAAUGAAGAGGAAGCCGAGUUGUGGUAUGAUGAUUUAUAUGAGUUGCCAGAUCAAGAUUCAAAAGGCCAAGAAGAUGUUUUCAUUUGUUGAAAGAAGAUGAUAUCAGCAUAAACUCAAAAAAUACAUCAAUAAUUCUCAUCUUAAAUGGGCUUGCAGAUGUUAUGGAUUUUUUUUAAAUAAGUAAUUGACAACCCUCCCUCUCCUCCGUAUUUUGCAUUCUUUCAUGUACAUUUUAUAAAUAUUUCGAAAUCAUUGAUAGAGACUUUAUAUUGUACCAAUUACUAGUGGAUAUCAUUUAUAGCAAAGCGUUAAACUUAGCAAAACUGGCUAGUUCCCAUGGUUUACUCUAGUAAAACAAAAUUUGUCACAUACAGUGUAAUGACCUUGGAACAUAUAUAAGUUUUGGAGAAAUGUUGUAUACAGUGUAUAUAUUGAUAUCAGCUAAUUACGUGUUGGGCCUUCAAUGUAUAUGCUAUAUAGACUUUAUCAGUGGUGAAAAGGAUGAGGGAUCUUGUGAACAGAAUUCGAAGAUUCAAACUUUAUCAUCAGAUUUAUAUGAUCAUUAGAGAAACGGUUUUUUUUUACUUCUGCAGACUGGAAAAUUCUAUUAAGUUAUCAUAUACAUGUACAACUAUGUGUGAAAUUAUUAAUCAAAGGAUUCAUUAGGGAAUGAUAAUUAACUUUCAUCUACUGAUACAAUACGUACCAAAUAUAGGUAUAUGCAUCUAUAAAUAUCUAGGUAUAUAUCCCAAAGGACUGUGUGCAACUGUACAGUAUAUAUGAAUUGUAAUGCAUGGUGCAUUCUGUUAUCUGCGUAUAUGUCUCUAUUUAGAAGAUUAAUUAUUAUAUGUUUAACUGAA
Saccostrea echinata is the source of this 2162-nucleotide messenger RNA. RefSeq lists its product as uncharacterized. NCBI's taxonomy places the organism in Eukaryota, Metazoa, Mollusca, Bivalvia, Ostreida, Ostreidae. Bases 190 to 1392 code for a protein of 400 amino acids. The transcript has 11 exons. The record is from RefSeq and is a predicted model, not a curated record.